This is a messenger RNA of Paramecium pentaurelia, 919 nucleotides long. The record is from the annotation of a GenBank genome assembly. NCBI's taxonomy places the organism in Eukaryota, Ciliophora, Oligohymenophorea, Peniculida, Parameciidae.
AUGAGAAGUGCAGACUUAAAAAAUAUUAUUGUAAACCAUGCUCCUAAUCAUCAUUCUAAAAAUCCUGGUUGGGAAUACUUUCCAUCAUCUUAAAUCAAAUGUUAAGUAGAAGCAGCCUAAAAAAAAGAAUUAGCUAAACCAACUCCACCAUCUAUUAAAAUCAAAACUUUAGAAUUAAAAGCAAAAUAUAUUGAUAAAACUAAACCAAAACAUAUAUUUAAGAAAACUGAUUUAAAGGAAAUUGCAAAAAAGAAGAGAGAUGAAUUAUAAAAUUGGAUAACAGAGGAAAAUAAUUUAAAAAAAGGCAUCUAGAAAUAACAUAAAUGUAAGCCAGCCCCCUCUGUAAAAGAAGAUGAACCUAAUGAUUAAUGGCCAGAUAUGAAUGAAGAUUAAUAAGAAAAUAAUAAUUAAAAUGAAGAAUAGGAAGAGUAGGAAGAAAAUAAUAGUUAAUAAGAAGAAUAAAAUGAAUCAGUAAAAAAUAAAAAAUUAGAUGAAGAAGAUUAAGAAGAAUAAGAUUAAUAAGAAGAAUAAGAAUAAUAAUAAAAUUAAUAAGAAGAAUAAUAAUAUUAAUAAAAUGAUUAUGAAUAAGAAAGUUAAAAAUAUAAUGAAUCUUAGGAAAAUUCUAAAAUGAAGUUAGAGUAAUCUAAUUAAAUAUAAAAAUCACAAAACUCAAAUAGUUAAAAAUAAAGUUAAAGAUAUAAUUAAAGCAAUAAUUAAAGUAAGAUCAAUUUAGAAAUUAAUGAAAAUAAAAGUGAAGUAAAAUCUAUUGUUUCUAAUUCAUUUGUUAAAAAUGAAUCUAAAGUAAUUAAUAAAUCAGUGAAUACUAGUUCAUUACUUUUUUAUAAAUCACAAGUAGCAGAUGUAUUAUAUUAUUAAUAUAAAAUAGCAAAUGAGAUCAUUAAUGGAUGAAUUUGAAUGA